This is a messenger RNA of Megalobrama amblycephala (Wuchang bream), 957 nucleotides long. RefSeq names its product NHP2 ribonucleoprotein homolog (yeast) (gene nhp2). Gene Ontology annotation, molecular function: box H/ACA snoRNA binding. The transcript has 4 exons. Gene Ontology annotation, cellular component: box H/ACA snoRNP complex; nucleolus. The coding region runs from base 120 to 572 and encodes 150 amino acids. NCBI's taxonomy places the organism in Eukaryota, Metazoa, Chordata, Actinopteri, Cypriniformes, Xenocyprididae. Gene Ontology annotation, biological process: snRNA pseudouridine synthesis; rRNA pseudouridine synthesis. The record is from RefSeq and is a predicted model, not a curated record.
GAGUGGUGAAAAAACACCGGAAAUACGUUCAGAUUCACUGCACGUGUGUUUUCUCCUGCAACACAAAAUCGCACUGAAGUUAAUCUCUCAAUAAUAACUUUAACAUAUUUUAGCGAAAAAUGACAAAGGUAAAGAAGGAGAAAACCGGUGAAGAGGAGACUGGGGGAACAGAAAAAUCCUAUCAAGAAUUAUUAGCUAAUAUAAACCCAAUCGCAAACCCGCUUGCAUCGCGUAAACUAAGUAAAAAACUCUACAAAUGCGUCAAGAAAGCUGCUAAAGCCAAACAGAUCCGACGAGGAGUAAAAGAGGUUCAGAAGUUUAUCAACAAAGGGGAGACUGGUAUUGUGGUAUUUGCUGGAGACACUCUUCCCAUCGAGGUGUAUUGCCACUUACCAAUCAUGUGUGAAGACAGAAACAUGCCUUAUGCUUAUGUUCCAUCUAAAGUUGAUUUGGGCUCCUCAGCAGGAUCCAAACGUCCCACCUGUGUUAUCAUGAUCAAACCGCAUGAUGAAUAUAAAGAAGCCUAUGAUGAGUGUCUGGAGGAAGUCACAUCUCUGCCUAAACCAAUCUGAGGACACUGGACUUGAUGCAUUCAAUCAUUCUAUUAAACAUGAAAAUAAAAUGUCAAGUUAGGAUGGUUUUGGGGGACUUUGCAUGGUGUCAGUGUUCACCAGUGCAUGUAAUGUCAUUUAAAGACUCAGCCCCAUUCUGGAUAGUUGUUAUAUUUGUGGACUUCUUCAUUUGUAGAAAGGAGAGCAAAUGUAUGAUCACCGAUAAUAUUAUGUUGUUUAAAGGAAACUUCGGUUUAUGUCACCAAUUUUAUUCUAUUUUGAUUUUUGUAAUGAUUUCUGUAUUGACUGGUUUUCAGUUUUUCAUAACUAACUUGAUUUUUUGAUUUUGGCGCAGUGGACCUCUGAGAGCUCCAAGAGAUGUUGAAAUAAACCUUUUUUUUUUGUA